ACCUUUCGGGCGUAACAUUCAUUGUUUUCUGUGGAUUUGCGACUUAUACGUUUUCGUGACGGAAUUUACAAACAUUUUUUGUAAAUUUAUUGCUAACCCCCUAAAAUGCGGAUAAAAACAAGCGCAAAGCGUUCAUGUAGCUCUACUAACUUAGAAAAGCAUUGCGUUUGCAGCUCAAAGGUCGUGUGUUGUUCCGCAAACCGACAUGACAUCAAAUUACAGCGAGAGCGAUUAGAAAGCUGUGCUUUCAUGUCGCUCUCACGGUAAUGUGAUGUCAUUUAGCGAUCAGUCUGCGCAGCAACGCAUAAAGUCGAACAGUGCAACCAACCAAUCAACGUUGUAAACAACACAUUGAACCAAUCGCAGCGUUCGCGUUAGGAAAUGACGUAUUAUGCCCUUGGUUAGCGGUACAACGUGUGCCUUGCUGUUAUGUUAUCAGGUUAAUAUUAUUAAAAAUAAGAUUAAAUUAAAUGUUCUUGGAUCGCGUCAUUCUCUUGUUUUGUCUGUUGUAUUAAGCAGAAUGCCUUUACACAAAUAUCCCCCCAAAAUAUGGGAGGCACUGAAAUUGCAGAAAGGCAUCUAUGCCCGUCUGCCCCAGCAUUACCUCCGCUCUCUGCAGGACACAACCCCUCCUACUGCUGUACAUUGGAAACCUCUGGGUGUUAAAUACAGACUUGAUCCUAAAACUGGACAACGUGAGCGGGUGCAGGAUGUGCCCAUCCCAAUUUAUUAUCCACCAGAAUCACAAGACGGACUCUGGGGUGGAGAAGGCUGGAUUUCCGGCUUUAGAUACGCCAAAAAUGACAAGCUUUCCACUAGACUUCGGAAAACCUGGAAGCCACAGCUGUUUAACAGAGAGCUGUACAGUGAGAUCCUUGACCAAAAGUUUAAUGUAACAGUAACACCUCGAACGCUUGAUCUUAUUGAUGCAGCUUAUGGAUUUGACUUCUAUAUUCUUAAGACCCCCAAGCAAGAUCUGAACUCAAAAUUUGGCAUGGAUCUAAAACGCGCUAUGCUUUUACGGCUGGCGCGAAAAGAGACAGAUCUUUACCCCGAUGAUCCGUCCCGGCGGGAGAAGAUAUACAACCGUUACAAGCAGACGUUUGAGAUCCCGGCGGAGGAGGCUGAAUGGGUGGGAUUGAGUCUAGAAGAGGCUGUGGAGAAGCAAAGACUAUUAGAAAAGAAGGAUCCAGAGCCUCUCUACAGUGGUUUGGUGGAGAAACUUGUGAAUGAAUUUGCCCUUAAGAAGCUGUCUGAGCCUCAGAUCGUGGAGAGAAAGUGAAGACUGGUCAACUGUUGAAUAUACCUAAUGUAUUUAUUUUAUAUAAACAUCUGCAACAACAACAACAUGCUUGUGUUCUGUAAAUAUUUCAUUUUUACUUAAUAAAUUCAUCGAGAGAUACA
Messenger RNA from Misgurnus anguillicaudatus (oriental weatherfish), 1404 nucleotides. The record is from RefSeq and is a predicted model, not a curated record. Lineage: Eukaryota; Metazoa; Chordata; Actinopteri; Cypriniformes; Cobitidae.